This is a messenger RNA of Aphanomyces astaci, 6195 nucleotides long. RefSeq lists its product as hypothetical. The record is from RefSeq and is a predicted model, not a curated record. The transcript has 10 exons. Gene Ontology annotation, molecular function: metal ion binding; protein binding; ubiquitin-protein transferase activity. Bases 15 to 6068 code for a protein of 2017 amino acids. Lineage: Eukaryota; Oomycota; Saprolegniomycetes; Saprolegniales; Verrucalvaceae.
UGUAUGUUUUGCCGAUGGAGAACUUGGUGUCAGCCCACCAUGACCAUGAACUCGUCCCAUCGUCGUUCUGGACGUUAUGUCUCGAAAACCAGGCGUACAUGGGCGGAGCAGGAUGCAACGUCUGCUCGACGUCGUGCGCCGGGUCAUGGCAUUGCACAGAGUGCGGAUUUGACUUGUGUGGGGACUGCUCUGCCACAGACCUUCCCCCGAAAUCCAUGACCCACCCCCAGCACCCCCACCACUCGCUAACAUUUUUGAACAUUGCCGAGCUUCGCGACUUGCACGCCGACUACUCGGCAUAUGUGGGCUGCGACCUCUGCAAGCAGCUAGCGUAUUGCUCCUACCACUGCGCAACAUGUUGCUUCGACUUGUGCAUCUCGUGUACGCUGGGACAACUGGCACCACUGUUUGGCACGCCAACGACAAGCUUGUCCGCAGUAGUCGAGAGCUCCAUCAACUGGGGAGACUACUACCAAGCCGAAACGGAAGGCACCAAUGCCAGGCAGGUCGACGACAGCGAGGGGUUGGUCAACAUCUCUCGAGGCAAGUUGGCGUCGGGCAGCUCCAUGGAAAACGAAGGGUCCCAUGCCACCUUUGCCGUGGACGGAAACGACCAGACGCGGUUCGCGUCUGUCGACAGCGACCCCCAGUGGCUCGAAGUGGACUUGGGGGUGCUCCACAACAUCUCACACGUGUGCAUUCUGUGGGAGGCCGCAUUUGCUUCCAAGUACGACAUCCAGGUGUCUACCGAUCGGUUGGUGUGGACGACGGCGGCGUCGGUCACGGAUAAUCGCGACGAAGGCUGGGUUAAGACUAACCUCCCGGCCAAUGUCGACGCGACGUUUGUGCGAAUGUAUGGCCACGAGCGGGGCACGAAGUUUGGCUACUCGAUCUAUCAUUUCAACGUGUAUGGCUGCCAGUUGGCGCCGUUCUUGGAACAGGUGGUGGUCACCAGUGCCAACGUGAGCCUCGGCGAUAGAGUAGUGCGGGGACUGCACUGGCCUGUUACGUCCUCGUACGAUGGCGUGUGUGGCUAUCCGGGCACAGUAGUAGCGUUCAAAAAACCCGGGGAACCUGCAGUGCACGUCGAAGGUCAGCGGCCCUACCGCGGUCCCGACAAGUGCUGUAUCGUGAAAUGGGAUUUGAUCACCACUCCAGCGGUGCAUCGGAUGGGAGCAUCCGGUCAAUAUGAAUUGUAUUUCCACCCCGAACAUGCUCCAGCUGGGGCCACGACGGACGUGCCCAACGAUGCAAUCACGGAAGAAUUGGGGAUUUUGAUAUGGCUAAGUGCACCAAAUGCGGCGGCAACACAAGAAGAUGAUGUGGGAGACGAAGUGCAAACGCUCGAGGCAGCCUUGUGGGCCACUUCUCGGGACAAACGGUUGGAGUGGAAAGGCAAACUAACGGCUCGACCGCCCCAGAUCACCCACGCUCUCGAUAAACACCUCGUCGCUAGAGUCGUUCAAGGCAAACUCGUACAAAAUGACAUUCGCCCAAAACCGAACGCUAUCAGCGUGUUUGUCUCGUCUACAUUUACCGACACGACGUCGGAGCGGAAUUUGCUCAUCGCUGAUGUGUAUCCGUACUUGAAGCGAUACGCCGCGCUGUUGGGGCUUGAAUUCUCGGCGUCCGAAAUGCGCUGGGGCAUCCGCGACGAAGCCAGCAAUUCGCACCAGACGUCUGCGAUUUGCAUGGCGGAGCUCGCGCGCUGCCAAACGUCGUCACUUGGACUCAACUACGUGCUCAUUCUAGGCAACAAGUACGGGUACCGACCGUUCCCCAAUCAAAUUCCAGUCGACGAAUUCGAAGCAUUGGUGGCGACGAUGGCUUCAGCGGACGCCGCCGUGACCCGGCACUGGUUUCUCGUCAACGAAAACGUCGUGCCGCCGGCGAUGGAGCUCCAGCCGUCCACACUGGCCGCGCCAGGCACGUGGUGGCCCAUCUUUGAGCAAAUGCAACGUGCGUUCCGGAACAGUCGCCAUGUGUUGCCAGAUCGUUCGCGCCAAGACUUGUACAACAUAUCGGUGACCGAAUGUGAAAUCACCCACGGCCUUCUUCACGCAGACGACCCGACGACCGCUGCGUUUGUGUACCACCGGGUGAUCUCUGACAUUGACCCCGAUCAUGAAAAGGCCAAUAUGUACGUGGACAUGCGUGGCCACGGACAAGUCGACGACGACGCUCAAACGUUGCUAGCAACGCUGCGAGCCACCAAGGUCAAGCCCAUGCAAAUGCUCGGGUCCAAGGACUACAUCGUGCCGUGGGGCCCGGAAAUCCUCCCCGAAACCCAUGCGUCGUACUUGGCAGACUUUUGCGACCACUUUUGCGGCAUUAUGUGCGACGCAUUGCUGCAAGCGUCCGAGCAACUCAACGUCGCGCCCGAUGCAGUGUACAACGAAGCCAUGCACCAUGCGCUGUUUUGUGCGCAGCGAAGUGCGAAUUUUGUAGGUCGACUUGACAUCCUUAGCAAAGUGCACGCAUACAUUCGAUCGCCGAGCGAGAGUCCGUUGGUGUUGUUUGGUCGCGGGGGCGCUGGAAAGAGCGCAGUGAUGGCCAAAGUCGCCAUCAAACUCACGGGUAGUGGAGGAGGCGUGGCGGUGGCCGCGGGGUCAGGCCUCGCGGCAGUCGUCACUCCCCGACACGAUCCAGUUCUUGUGCUCCGAUUCUUGGGUACGAGCUUGGACUCGACAGACAUUCGCAAACUGCUCGCGUCCAUGUGUUUGCAAUUGCAACGCAAUUACACUACUGAAACCGCGAUGGUGAUUCCCCAGUCACUGGACGCGUUGAUUGCACGGUUUCACAACCUGCUCGGGCUGGCUUCGGAAACCAAGCCACUCGUGGUGCUCUUGGACUCACUCGACCAGCUCUCGCGUGCCGAAAAUGCUCACCACCUGACGUGGCUGCCCCAGACACUUCCUCCGUUUUGCAAACUGGUCGUGUCUGCACUAGAAGCUGCCGACGAAGGGGGGCACUGCCUGGCUAAGCUCCGGGCGCAAACUUUGCCUGACCAGAUGUUGGAGCUGCCCGUGAUGUCGGCUGAGGACGGCCGCGACAUUCUCACCGCGUGGCUGGCGUCCCGACACCGGGCGCUAACGCCAGACCAAACGUCGUUUCUCGUCCAUUCGUUUAUGCAGUGUCCGCUGCCGCUGUAUUUACACGUGGCAUUCACGCUGUCGUUGCCCUGGACGUCGUCCACGCCGGUGGAAGCCUCAUUGUUUCCGUCGACGAUCCCAGACCUCUUGAACCACUUAUUUGACAAACUCUGCGGCAUACAUGGCAAGCUACUCGUGCACCACUUGGCGGGGUACUUGACGCUGGCCAAGCGGGGGCUGUCGCGGACGGAGCUCGAAGACGUGCUCAGUCUCGACGACGACGUAUUGAACGAUGUGUUUCAAUGGUGGGUACCCCCCAUUCGCCGCAUUCCGUCGCUCGUAGUCACCCGAUUGCUGUCGGACUUGGACAGCUACCUGGUCACGCAUGCCGCCGACGGCGGGGGCAUCCCCGUCUUGAGCUGGUACCACCGCGAAUUCAAAGUCGCCGCCACGGCCAUCUGCCUCAAAGACGAUGCCAUCACGUCGGCGCUGUCCGCCACGUUGGCGUCGUACUUUGCAAGCGAUUAUGCCCAUGUGGCGAAGCCCUUUCUGGACAAAAAGGGGGUGCCUGGGGGCCGUGCCCACCGCAAAGUCACCCCACAAGAGUUGGCCGUUCCGGGCACGACUCCAGAAAGCGUCACGUACAACCAUCGACGAGUGAGUGAGCUUCCAUCGGCGCUCAUCGGGGCGAAAGAUUGGCCUCGGGUGGAGCUCGUCCUCAGUGACGUGACGUUCCUACAGGCCAGCGUGGCCCUUGGCGCGAUCUCGGACACAUUGAUGGACAUCCGCCGAGCAAUCCAAGCAAUGCAUGCCGACGACACCCCGCCGUCCGUCUUGCCCCAGGUGGCUGCGUUUCUCAGUCGCGACAUGUUUACGCUGCAGCGCCACCCGCAGUCGUUCUUCCAGAACAUCGUCGACCACCCCAAGGGUUCGUUUUUGCGGGUUUCGGCCGACGCACGGUUGACCCCCCCUCCGCGAGGGUACUUUCAAGUCGUGAGCACGGAAACCCCCACGAGCUCGAUCGUUGCCUCGUUCAAGGUGGGGCCAGUGACGGACGGAGCGAGUUCGUUGGCGGCGAUCGCAUUUAGCCCUAACAGUUUGAAGGUCGCGGCGGUGUCCGAGCCAAACUACGCCCAGAUCGUGUACUUGACGGUAUUCGACGUAAUCUCCAACACGGUCAUGUGGACGGUUGUUGCCGAGCCCGACGCCAAGUACGAUUCAGUGACAUGGACCGCAGACGGCACGGCCGUGGUGGCGGGGGUGUCUAGCUCCGGGGAGCUCCACUUGUUUUCAGAAACCAUCGGCGUACGAACGCAAGUGCUACAUGCCCCACACAAGACCCACGACAUCACAAGCGUCGUGUGUGUGGAUGCCACCAUCUUUGUGACCGCCGAUCGCACCAAAUCGGAACUGAAUGUGUGGGAAGAGGGAAACGUCCGUCGCACGUUACAGAUUGACGGACACGGCCAAGUGGACCACAACGACAAGAGAAGAGUAACCCAAGUCGUGUUGAGUUCGGAUCGAAGGUGGUUGGGGGUGGCAUCGUACAGCGGGGCGUGCAGCAUUUGGAAGUGCUCGACGUGGACAAAGGAAGCGUCGUUCAUUGCCAGUGAAGGCGUCAAAUUCGCCAGUCUGUCGAGCGAUGCCACCAUGUUGGCGGUCAAUGUAGAGACGAGCAACGGCGAAGGCGCGCACGUGUUUGGAAAAGCGUUCGACCACCCCAAGCCGCUCAUCAUGGAUUGCUUGGAUAUGACUGGCAGUGCCUUGGAAGUGUGUGGUCUGGCAUUCCAUCCCAACCACCCGUCGAUCCUGUACGUGUUCAACUCGACCACGCAAAUCUACGCCUUCGACGUCGUGCGGGAGCGCCGGCUGGCCAUUUAUGCUGCCCCGGGCCACAGCUUUGGCGGCGCUAUGACCAUGAGUUUGGACGGCAGUCUCAUUGCAACGCUCGGCCAGACCAACAACGUGCUGCUGUGGCAUCCAGGGGCCAAACCGGCGCCGCUGGGCGCCCCCGGGCGCGUGGAAUCGGUCGCGCUGCAUCCGAAUGGGGCCACCGUCGCGGCCUGCCACUCGGGCGCCGAAUCUACUCGGAUUGUGGACGUGUGCAACCCCACGCAUCUCGUGACUGAGUUUGUCAACACCCAAAUCACAUCCACCGCAUGUACGCGAAUGGUGUUCAGCCACGGACGAGACGACGGCGGCCUGUUUGUAGCGGCGACCACCAACACGAGCGCAGUCUGCGUCGGCCAAAUCGAAAACGACCAAGUCACUACGACCUUUUACGACACGUUCGAGUACGAGUCUAUCGACGUGGCCGUGCAUCCGUCGGGGGAAUAUGUGGCGGCGCUGGGCCUCGAUGCGCAGUACAAUAGCCGCGGCAUAUUGCGGUACAUUCGCCGAGUCGACGGCAGUGUGCUGUGGGAAGUGCCCGACAUGAUCCGCCAAGCUGUCCGGAUGGGCGGCAUGGCGUUGCAGAUGUCGUUCUCGGGCGAGUUACUCGCGUGCAUGACCCAUCACGAGCGACUUUCCGUGAUGGACACUGCCACGGGCGAUGUGCAGUAUUCGUUCCCCAAUGCCGGGGGCGAACACUGCUACCGAUUCACCCCGGACUUUGCUAUGGUCGCGAUGGCAAGUCAAGGCGGCCAAGUGCAAGUAUGGACAAUCGACAACGUGGAACGUCCAAUGUGGCACUGCAAUCCGCAUGCCGACGUGACAAACAUCACGGGGGUCGCCGUCUUGCCCGAGAACAACGUCGUGUUGUCGUGUGCUGAAGACGGGCAUUUGUUCGCUUUGAGCUUGAUCGACGGCGCCAUCCUGAGCGUGUAUGCGGCUACAGGGCUGCAGCCCAUCCACUGCUUCGAUAUCCUCCCCACUCGGUUGCCGUACCCAAGACUGGCCAUUGGCGACGACAAUGGCCGAGUGGUCGUGUUGGAUUGGAUCCAGCAAAACCAACCGUCGACGAGUGGAAUCGCAUAACUUACAACCGCCAGAACCUAUGGGGUUCUUACACUACUAGUAGUAUAUAUUAACAGCAACAGCUGUAAAAUGGGAUGGCUUGGACAUGCAGCGCCAAAUAGAAUGCUCGAAACCUUGACAUUCCGCG